Molecule: messenger RNA, 1095 nt
Organism: Saccharomyces mikatae IFO 1815
Lineage: Eukaryota; Fungi; Ascomycota; Saccharomycetes; Saccharomycetales; Saccharomycetaceae
Gene: PHD1
Product: Phd1p
Exons: 1
Coding region: 1-1095 (364 amino acids)
Biological process (GO): positive regulation of transcription by RNA polymerase II
Cellular component (GO): nucleus
Molecular function (GO): sequence-specific DNA binding; DNA-binding transcription factor activity
Source: RefSeq, a predicted model, not a curated record
AUGUAUCAUGUUCCUGAAAUGAGGCUACAUUACCCCCUGGUGAACACUCAACCCAACGCAGCAAUUACUCCGACCAGAAAUUACGACAAUACUCUUCCUUCGUUUAACGAGCUAUCACACCAGAAUACCAUCAAUCUUCCAUUUGUUCAGCGCGAGACUCCAAACACGUAUACAAACGUUACCCAAUUAGCUACGUCGCCAACUCAAGCUAAAUCGGGGUAUUACUGUCGUUAUUAUGCAGUGCCUUUUCCCUCUUACCCACAACAACCACAGUCUCCAUACCAGCAGGCUGUGCUUCCUUAUGCGACCAUCCCCGGCAACAACUUUCAGCCAUCUUCUUUCCCUAUGAUGGCGGUGGUGCCAUCAGAAGUCCAAUUUGAUGGAUCAUACCUGAAUUCCUUGCAUGCACACACCGAGCUGCCACCAAUUAUGCAAACCCCUAAUGAUGCUAAUAAUACACGUCAGGAUAGUCUUAAAUCGGUGGCGACGACUACAACGCCAGUGUCAACUAAGAUUCCUGGGCUCAGUUCCACUUCAGUUCUCAAACCACGCGUGAUAACUACAAUGUGGGAAGACGAGAGUACUAUCUGCUAUCAAGUCGAGGCGAACGGUAUAUCUGUUGUGCGCAGGGCUGAUAAUGAUAUGAUUAACGGUACUAAGUUGUUGAACGUUACGAAGAUGACUAGGGGAAGAAGGGAUGGAAUAUUGAGAUCUGAAAAGAUUAGAGAGGUCGUCAAGAUUGGCUCGAUGCACCUCAAAGGUGUUUGGAUCCCCUUUGAAAGAGCGUAUAUCCUUGCUCAACGGGAACAGAUCUUAGACCAUUUGUAUCCCCUCUUUGUCAAGGAUAUAGAAUCCAUUGUUGAUGCGAGCAGACCCACAAGUCAGGAAACGUUAACCCCUAAAGCUAGCCCUGGUUUCAUUAAACAAGAGCCAUCUAGUGACAAGAAUGGGCUUGCUACUGACACUAAACCAAACGACGUUAAAGCCUUGUCGAAUGCAGUAUCUACUCAAAAUGUGGAUGAAUUGCCUCAUUUAAAAAUUAACAUUAUUGAUACCGAGGCCCAAACAAGUAGGGCAAAAAAUGAACUUUCAUAA